UUAACAACAAUAUGAAACUCAUGAUAGAAAGUCUGUUUAAUGAAGAAAUUAAUGACAUUUAUAAGCACCUGUAUAGGAAACGAUGGAAGAAUCUUAUUAAGUUACACUUCUUCCGUCUUAAACGGUAUAAUAACCCUGAAACUUUGAAGAGGAAGGAUAUGAUAGGAGCCAGAUCGUCCUAUUUACAUAAAAAUAGUGAUGAUUUGAGCUCAAUUAUUAGUUCGGAUUACAUUGAUGAGGACUCAGAUUUCUCAGAGAAAGAGCUAGAUACUCCUUUAUUCAGGCCUAAAAAGAAGAAAGCAUCCCCUAAAAAGCCUAAGAGUCCUUUUCGUAAAAGUUUAUUAAGAGGGAAAGGAAUAACAUCGUUCAGUGAGUAUGAAGAAUCUAUCACAAAUGCUCCAAAAGUGAAAAUUACCAGGGCAAAAACUCUUCAAAGAAACCAUGAAGAUAGGCUUGAAAUAACCAGAACUAAGACUCGUUUAAAAUUUUCUGAAGAAGCUCCAGAAUCUCAUGAACGUAAAGAAACAGAGUCUUGAGAGGAGUCAGCUUUUAUGUAUAACUCUAACUUCUUUAACAACAUGAAGUUUGAGCCAGGAGAGAACAUGUUCCUACAUAGCUUAUUCUACUAUAAAUAAUAUUCUGUGGAUGGACAAAGACAACGAGAACCACUUAUUUGAAACCUUUGAGCCUGAGUUAGACCUUGAGCAGCUUCAUCGACAACAGACAAUCAGGCAGCAUUCGUUCUAUGAGAUAGAUCGUUUCCUUCUAGGCCCUUCAGAAGAAAUCUCUUAUACAAAUGAAGAAGGCAGUUAUUCAGGUCAGCACCCUUCCUAUGAUCUCAGGUCAAACCAGAGCUUCAAUAAAUCUGAACACCAGGAAGAAAAUAAAGAGAAGCAGCCUCCACCACAAUGUCCUCCUCCCUCAAUCCUAAGCAGAGUGAAAUCAAAAAUAAGAGGGGUUGGAAGCUUAGUCAAAUUCAUGAAGCCAAGUGCAAAGGAGAAGUCUAAAUUUACUAAAAUUAAUAAAGAAAACACCUUGAUAAAGGAAACUAACAAGAAUUUUAAGAUAUACUUUGGAGAAGAAGCCGAAGAUUUUAUUAAAGAUAAUACAGAAUGGUCCCAGUCUGAAGAUGCACUGGCUCAUCCUUUGGAUGAUAAGUUUUCAUCCUCUUCAAGUUGAUUUAAUGAUGAGAUUCAACUUGAAGGUCCAAGGUCACCACCAACUAGGAAGUCAAGUACCUUCAAGAACUUCUUAGUUCCGUUCAUUAAGAAGAAGAUGAAGGAGGGUCAGUUUAGCAUGACUUUUCCAUUAAAGAAAUAA
Messenger RNA from Moneuplotes crassus, 1320 nucleotides. Lineage: Eukaryota; Ciliophora; Spirotrichea; Euplotida; Euplotidae. The record is from the annotation of a GenBank genome assembly.